This is a messenger RNA of Pimephales promelas (fathead minnow), 7839 nucleotides long. It is a transcript of the gene nav2b, whose product is annotated as neuron navigator 2b. Gene Ontology annotation, molecular function: ATP binding; protein binding; ATP hydrolysis activity. NCBI's taxonomy places the organism in Eukaryota, Metazoa, Chordata, Actinopteri, Cypriniformes, Leuciscidae. Gene Ontology annotation, biological process: neurogenesis; nervous system development. The record is from RefSeq and is a predicted model, not a curated record.
UAAAAGGAUAAGAAGAUGCCUGCUAUUCUAGUCGCGUCCAAGAUGAAGUCGGGAUUGCCCAAGCCUGUGCAUGCUACCGCGCUACCCAUUCCAGCUAGGGUGGCAGCCCAACAGAAUGGACCACUGAAGCCCACGCAGCCCAGCCUCAUCCCCUUGAAGUCUCCCAUCUACAGACAGCAAAGUCAAGGCACUGCAACUUUACAGAAAAAGUACCAGAAGGCCAAAGACACAUCAGGAGACCCUCAGAUUUAUACAGAUUGGGCCAACCACUACCUAGCCAAAUCCGGACACACACGCCUGAUUAAAGACCUCCAACAGGAUGUUGCCGAUGGCGUUUUGUUGGCAGAAAUCAUUCAGGUUGUAGCAAAUGAGAAGAUUGCAGAUAUCAACGGAUUCCCAGAGAGUCGCUCUCAAAUGAUUGAGAACAUUGAUGCCUGUCUGUGCUUCCUGGCUGCUAAAGGAGUGAAUAUUAAGGGACUUUGUGCCGAAGAGAUCCGCAAUGGCAAUCUGAAAGCCAUUUUAGGCCUUUUCUUCAUUCUGUCGCGCUUCAGGCAGCAGCAGCAGACUUGGAAACAGACCUCCAGCAAUGUUCAGAUGCUCCAGAACAACCAGGCCCACCGAUGCGCCAGUCCUGCCCUGCCUCCUCACACUUCUCCCUGUCAUUCUCCUAUUCAGCAACACUACACCUCCUCCCCAUGUGCACAGAAAACACAGACAGACCUGCAGUCCAGUCAUCCAUCAAAAGGCUCUGAUCAGAAAAAAGCCAUGAGACUCUCAGUUGCUCAGAAAAAGAACUCUAGGCUUCAGAGCCCCUCUGUGAGGGCGGCUGGAACGGGCACAGAGAGUACACCUCGAAACACCAACAGACGCAGCCAAAGCUUCAACCAAUGUGACCGAUUUAAGCCGUCAAUCUCUGCCUACGCUCAUGAAAGAGAGAAAACCACCUCAUCACCAAUAAUGGUUGAUCAUGGACCAAUCAGCUCUUCCAUUCCUUCACCCAGCUGUACGAGCACCACAACUUCCACCUCUAAACCCUGGAGAAGCAAGUCGCUCAGCGCUAAACACACUGCCACAUCCUCCAUGGUAACGGUUAAACAACCAGCUCCAGAUUCUCUUGAGGUUCCUCCUAAGGUGAUUGCCCAGAAGUCCAUGCUGGAAAAGCUCAAGCUCUUCAACAGCAAAACGGGUUCCAGAGCCUCCAAGGUUGUCAGUACAGACGAUGUGGAGCAUGUUGAACCAGAAGGCGGCCAGAUUUGCCCCAUCCACCCAGGAAACCAACGGCCUGUCACCCCCAGCAGUUCUGGCAGCUCAAGUCCCAAGCUAGCUCUGAAAGGCUUUGCACAGUUGACGCUUGGAAAAUCUUUGGCGCCGAAAACAACCUCGGCAAAAGCGUCUGAAAACCUUAAAGAGAAGUCAAAGCCUAAAGAGAAAGAAAAGCUCAAACAGCUUCCUGUUACAGAUCCCAAACACCUUAAAGGAGACACAAAAACUGACGGACUUGUUGUACUAGACUCGAAGAAGGCUGUUCCCAAAGGAAACAAAGCAAAAAAAGACAAUGCAAAGUCAGCCAUGAGUGGAAUUCCCAAACCAAGCCAAGGAGGAAAGGGUUCAGCUGCAAAUAAGACUGUAGCGUCGCCCCCUUGUGGUGCGGAGGGAGAGCGGUUACGGAGCACAAAGAUAGGAGGUCUGUCUGUGCAUAAAGGGCAGAAAGAUAACAGAAACUACAGCUUUACAUCUAGCUUAGCAUUUUCAGAUGGGAAAAGUAGCCAAGAUCUCACCCUUGGUGGUGCGCAGACCCACUCAACAACCAGCAAUAUGGUCAGUGUGCAACUUCCACAGCUCCAGCAACAAUACAGCCAUCCCAACAUGGCCACUGUCGCCCCAUUCAUGUACAGGUCUCAAACUGAAAUUGAUAAGACUGGGCUGGUGACACGAGCAGGCCUGUGCAGCAAAUCUAUCCAUACUUCUCUUGAGAACCUGACAGGUGAGGACUCCGAAAACAAGAGGCUACGUACUGCGAAAAACAUUGCUGAUCUGAGGCAAAACCUUGAGGAAACCAUGUCCAGUUUGAGGGGGACGACACAUGUCAGUCACAGCACUCUUGAGACCACCUUUGACAGCACAGUAACCACAGAGGUCAAUGAGAGGGCCUUGCUUACCCGCCCUGCUUCUGCACUGCCCUGGCGGCUGGGCUCAUCCAGUCCUCGUCUACAAGCUGGUGAUGCCCCCUCUUCAGGAAACACGUUCGUACACCACGGCAGUGGCUCUGAGCGGCACACGCACAGACGUCAGACCUGCACACACAACGGAGUCGUCUGCGGCCUUGAGCUCUCAGAGAAGGUGGAGGAGCUGGAGGGCGUCGCCAUGGAAACGGCAGGGUACAUGAGUGAUGGAGACGUCCUGGGCAAGAGCAUGAGGGUGGAUGGUGUUUCCACUGGCUACAUGACCGACGGAGGUCUCAACCUACACUCCCGGAGGGUUAACUGGGUCUCGGAUGGCAUGAACUCCGUGAGAGGGACCGUUCACCACUUUAAUCCCAAGAGUCAAGAAGACACUGAUAGUUGGGACGACAGCAGCUCAGUCAGCAGCGGGAUCAGUGACACCUUGGACACAGAUGACCUCAACACCAGCUCGUCCCUUAGCUCCUACGUCAACACCCCAUCUGUCCCACACAGAGACGUAGAUGAACAGCUCCAGACGGAUGCAGAGAAGCACUCUGCAGUGAAACACAACCCCAACUGGUCCAACAACGACCUUAAACCUUCAGAAGGCUGCUCUAACGGUGGCAUCAACAUGGAGACCACAACCAAAUGGAACCACAAGCCUUUAGAUUUCUCCGAUGAAUCAGAACGGAGCUUGAUGGGUCGCAAGACUCCUACUAUCUCCCAGACGGGCUCUUGGAGGCGGGGAAUGAGCGCUCAGGUGGCCGUCACUUCCCCACGGACGAAGGCAACAACACCUACAAACUGCAGCUCACUCAAGGCAAAUGUCCGUGUCGUCGAUCAUCCCACAAGUAAGACCGACGAUGCUAAGGUGUCAGAGAAAGGUCGCUCCAACGGCACUCAUUCCUCAAGUGUUGAUGACACCAAGAAACCUCCACUCAAUUCAACCGUACGCACCCCGACCAGUACUUUUGGCUUCAAGAAGGCUCCGGGCGCAAUGGGGACGAUAACCACGAGUGGUGCCGUGGUAACUAGCGGCUCCGCUACAGUGGGCAAGUUACCAAAAUCGGUCGGAUUUUCUGGGGGUCGAAUUGUGUGUCGGCAGACGGCUCUUGAUGAUGGAUACCUUCCUCCAAGUGCUCGGACAACUCUUCAGUAUCGCAGUUUACCGAGACCUAGCCGUACCGGCACCUCUCGCUGUUCUAACCGCACUAACAUCUCGAGUUUUGACGCUAAUUUUUGCAAUAAGGGUACUGCCACACUUCCCAACCCUAAGAGUCGCAACUUAGCCAAGUCCCCAAUGGGAACUACUAACCAGACGGACCGAGAGAAGGGUAUAUUUUCCGAUGUGGAGAGCCAGGUACUUAAGACUAGUGCAACUACCCAGACGGGGAUGCCAACUCAGUGCCAAGCUGGAAGGCAAACAGGAGGAAAGUAUUCAGAAAUGUCCUCGCCAACCCUUCGUAGACUCUUUGGUAGCAAAUCUUCCAAUAAGCAAGCUCCAGUCACCACCAUGGAGAACAUGAAGAACUCCACCAUCAUCUCCAAUCCCCAUACCAAGUCCAUCCAGCAGAAUGGUUGUCUGGAGACACCAUCUGUCACCAGCGGAGGCAGCGGUCCAGUUUACAGUGACAAUCUGACGGUGCCCUCUGGAGGUCAUGGAGAGCAGACGCUUUCCUCUGUGGCCUCCAGCACAGGAUCGGCUUUCUUUCCUUGGGGAGGGAGGGAUGGAUUGGGCUUCCCUUGUCAAAGCUCCAACCACACCAGUAGUGACUCUAUAAAUGUUUCCUUGGGAAAGGAAGGUUUAUGUCUUAAUCGGACCAACAGUGCUAGAACUGGCCUCUCAGACAGCCCUCAGUCCUCUCCCUCUGCUAGCCCUAAAUUUACCCACAACACUCUGCCAUGGAAACAGGACAGGUAUGCCCAUGGGCCUCAGGUCCGAGGUCACGAGGAGCCCGGUGAUUGGCUGUGUUCCCCCUCAGCUGUUGGCCUCUCAGAUUCAACCCCCUACACCCCUGCCUCUACAAUCAGCUCGCCCUCCGGCACACGCUUCAACUUUAGCACACUUGGCAGUCCCACCACUGCUUCACAGAUGGGAACUUUGCGCGGGACCAAUGGUCAGGGAAGUCACGACGGCCCGUAUGACCCCUACAUUGACCCACGUCUGAGGAAUUCCUCAAUGAGCCUGGAGGAAAAGAGCCGCACUAUGAGCAGCUCCGGAUCGUUCCGUGAGUGCCUGGAAGAAGUUCAUGGCUCCUCUUUGUCUCUGGUGUCUAGCACGUCAUCAGUUUACUCUACGCCUGAAGAAAAGGCUCAGACAGAGAUCCGUAAGCUUCGGAGAGAACUGGACUCAUCACAGGAGAAGGUCUCGGCUCUUACAACACAGCUCAGUGCCAACUCUCACCUUGUGGCGGCUUUUGAGCAGAGUUUAGGAAACAUGACCAUCCGGCUGCAGAGUCUGACGGUGACGGCGGAACAGAAGGACUCAGAGCUGAAUGACUUGAGGAAGAACAUUGAGCUCCUUCAGAAGCAGAACUCGGCGACUCAAGCCACAAUCAAUGGAGUCAUUAACACACCAGACCCAACAUUAACAAACCGCAAAGUUUCUCUAGACUCUGUUAGCGGGUCGCCUCAGUCCGGGCGGGAGUUGCGGAUCCACAGGCAGCCUUCCUCGGACAGCGUCUCCAGCAUGACGAGCGCCACCAGCCACUCCAGCAUCGGCAGCAACCUGGAGUUCGACGCUAAGAACAAGAAGAAGAAGAAGAACUGGCUGCGGAGCUCCUUUAAACAAGCAUUCGGGAAGAAAAAGUCUCCCAAAUCGGCAUCCUCUCACUCAGACAUUGAAGAGAUGACGGACUCUUCUCUGCCAUCUUCACCCAAACUUCCAUAUAGCGGAUCGACAGCCUCUUCUCCCAUGAUACGCAAAUCCCACUCCAACUCUCUUCCUCAACUGUCCUCCCUGCCUGCACACGGGCCUGUCUGGGGCUGUAGCAGAGAGACCAUGAGGUCUGCCUCACUGGCACGGAUCUCUGAGUGUACGGACAGCGAGGCUGAAACAGUCAUGCAGUUGCGCAGCGAUCUGCGCGAUAAAGAAAUGAAACUUACAGACAUCAGAUUGGAGGCUUUAAGCUCUGCCCACCAACUGGACCAGCUUCGCGAAUCCAUGAACCGCAUGCAAAUUGAGAUCGAAAGGCUAAAAGUGGAAAAUGACCGAUUGAAGAUUGAGAGCCGAGGAAGCGGUAACAGAGCGCCUUCUCAGAUGUCCAUCUCCCCUUCGUCUGUUGGCCUUUCCUCUCAACUUAGCCUCACAGAAUCCACAAGCUUAGAUAUGUUGCUAGAAGAUAGUGGAGAUGGAAGUUCCUGGAAAGAGGGACAGCAUGUGAAGGUUGUGGUCAGUCUGGAGAAGGAUCCAGACUGGAAAGAGGAGUGUAGACCUUCUCAGUUCCUGCUGGGCUGCAUUGGUGUCAGUGGAAAAACCAAAUGGGACGUACUAGACGGGGUAGUCAGGCGCCUUUUUAAGGAAUAUAUCAUCUGUGUAGAUCCUGUCACACACUUGGGUUUGAACACUGACAGUGUGAUGGAGUACAGCAUUGGAGACAUCCAUCGCGCCAGUGAUGCAGAUACACCAGAACUCCUGCCCUGCGGUUAUCUUGUGGGAGAAAGCGAUACCAUCUCUGUCAAGCUGAAAGACUUGUCUGACGGCAGUCUGGACAGUUUGGCUUUCGAGACGCUCAUUCCAAAGCCGGUUCUGCAGCGAUACAUCUCUCAGCUUGAGAAACACAGACGAAUCAUCUUUUCAGGGCCCUCUGGCACAGGGAAGAGCUUUCUGGCCAGCAGACUAGCCGAGUAUAUGGUCCGAAAAGAGGGAAAACAUCUGGAGCAUCAAGCAAUCGCCACCUUCAAUGUUGAUAACAAAACUACUAAGGAGCUGAAGCAGUACUUGUCCAACCUGGCGGACCAGUGUAAAAACAGUGAACCGGCUGUGGACAUGCCUGUGGUGCUCAUACUGGAUAACCUUCACCAUGUCAGUUCGCUGGCCGAGAUUUUCAACGGGCUGCUCAACUGCAAAAGCCACCAGUGUCCAUGCAUCAUUGGAACCAUGAAUCAAACCCCAUCACCCACUCCAAAUCUACAUCUUCAUCAUAAUUUCAGAUGGAUUUUAUGUGCCAAUCAUACUGAACCAGUGAAAGGUUUUCUGGGUCGAUUCCUACGGCGGAGGCUUCUAGAAACCGAGAUCAGCAGUCGUGUGAGGAACGGCGAACUAGUUAAAAUUAUAGAGUGGAUCCCGUGUGUUUGGCAUAAUCUCAACCGCUUUUUGGAAACACAUAGUUCUUCUGAUGUCACAAUUGGUCCUCGGCUCUUUCUGUCCUGCCCAAUGGAUGUAGAAGGCUCAAGAGUGUGGUUCACCGAUCUGUGGAACUACUCCAUCAUUCCUUACAUGCUGGAGGCUGUGAAAGAAGGGCUACAGAUGUAUGGGCGCAAGGCAGCAUGGGAAGACCCUGCGAAGUGGGUGAUGGAGAGCUUCCCUUGGGUGGCAAGUCCACAACAACACGAAUGGCAUUCCCUGCUGCGACUUCGGCCAGAGGACGUAGGGUUUGACGGGUACAAUAUAUCUCAGGAGGGCAGUCCAGGCAAACAACCUGCUCAGGGAAAAUCAGAAGAAGACCCACUGAUGAAUAUGCUAAUGAGGCUGAAGGAGACGGCCCACUGCACUGGAACGGAGAGCUAUGAUAGUGAUUCCACCAGCAACAGCCUUGGUGACUCUUCACUAGAAUCUACACUGUGAAAACACUUUCAAAUGUUAAAUUACGAAAUGGAGACUUUUUAAUAUCAGAUCCGGCUUUUUUUGGGAAUCUACAGGGUGCUGGAAACCUACAGGAUAGGGUGCUGGAAACCCGGAAAAAAUCAUCAUUGCUCAGUAAGACACUAAUCGAGGGAAAACAUGCUCAAGAGCUUCAGAGAGCGUUAUUUCCUCAAAUGGACUGUAGAUGGCGGUAUAAGUCUGUUCAAUAAGGAGGUUCAAAUUGAACACUGGUACCAAGUCACGUUUAUUUUCUUUCAUAUUAUACUUUCUAAAAGGAUAUCAUGUUGCCUGACUUUAAUGCACUAGUGAACUUUGGUGCUGAACUUGAGAACAAUGCCUUACAAUGUUUGUGUAAUAGGUUGAGAUGGGCUUGCUUAUGUCUUAGAUUUCUACCUUUCUAUAAAUACAAAUAAUGCAAGGACAUUAUAGCCUUCAAAUGAUGCACUAUCUGUGGGACCUACAGAGAUAUAUAUUGUAACGUGAGCUAUAUUGUGGUCGCUUUUUGGCAAAAAAAAAGAAGAAAGAAAGUGUUUUGGUAACUUGUUCUUAUCAUUAAGAGGUGUUUGUAAAAGUGAUGAUACAAUAUCAAAGCGAAAUUGUUUGUUCUAUCAUUUUGUGCCAGGAGAAUAUUUUUUGCCUCUUAAUGUAGUGCAAUAAUCUCUAUGCAAUAUUGUUACAUUCAAAGAAUAUUUAACCUCAUCAUGACCGAAUUUCUGGUAAAACUUUAGUCAAAUGAAUGUGGUUCAUUCAACAAUCUGAAUACUCAAAAACCAGACAUCCAUCAAGAGACAGUGGCAUUAUACAAUGCAACCUGUUGAUAUUAGGAAGCCAAAACGGACCUCUUUUAUAAUUCUCAUUCCCAAAUAAUUUGGA